UGUUGCUAACUUAGAUCCAUUUUUAAUCGUGAGCAGCUGUUGAUGUUACGUUUUUAGUUUGCUAACUAUGCAUGGUGGUACUUUCCAUUACAAACCUAUGGUAUUGCUAACGUUAACUAGCUAGUUUAGGAUGUUUUUUUUUAGCAGCUAGCUAAUGUUAGCUAUUGACGUGUCGUUUCUGAGUCCUACCUCUGCCCAUCCCAUGCAGUCACUUUUAGCAUAUUGUCUCAUUUUACGACCCGAUUUUUUUUUUACAUGAUUGUAGAUCUCUAAGUUACAUAAGAUUAUGAUAAAGAUGUGUUUAUUCAGCACCCUUCUUGCGGGGCACAAGUGGUGUCGGGGUUAACUAGCCGUGGCUAACGUUAGGCGAUGUAACUAAAGUUAAUGUCAUGACGCUCAGAGCCAAGCCACAACAAGCCAUUCAUGUAGCGUAGUUAGACGCCCUCAACAAAACGUGAUCCUGUAACUGGUUGUAAUUGUAACUGGUGGUGGUAUAACCGAAAUUAUGUGAUACAGUCAUGUCAUUAUAAUUAGAAGUGGUCACGUUAGCUAAUAAAACGUUUCCGGACAGUCAGUCAUGACUGAUAAAUGUGAAUUACAAAGUGAUGUAGCUAACGUUAGCUAGCCAGUUUACUCACAAGUACAGUGUUUAAACUAUUGUUUUGUUGUUGUUUUUACCGUGGACUAUCUGAAAAUGAGGGCCGGGGGGAUGGGAUCUCCGAUCUACAUUGAAUCAGUUCUAUAUUUAAUUCUAUGGAAUAUACUCAACAUCAGUGUCUGUCUUUAUUAUAAUGUUUUUUACUUGAUGGGUCAACAACCAAUCUGUAAUACAGAUCGUGUGAAAGGGUGAAGGCAAGCAGCAUCAUGAUAACUUCCGGCUAUGGGAAGGAAUGUUUACAGUAGUUCAGGUGGAUGCAGGGACCAGUUGGGAUGUUUGGCUAAUGGAUAACAUUUAAUUUUCAUUCACAUUGAUCCUGCUCAACCAAGCAUGUAGGAUUCUUGGGAAAAUAGCCACAAUGUAGACCCAUAGUGAGAGGUGACGACAAAUGAAAUGCAGAAAUUCACACAUUUUUUGUCAGCAAAUUACUUUUACUACAUCUAUAUUCCCAUAAGUAUUUUUCCUUUAAAAAAAAUAGUUUAUUGUGAAAGUGACAUCUGCCCCCAUGUUACCUAAUAUGGUCUCAUUUCCUGUACUUCAGGCUUGACUUGUGGAAUUACAACACAUUCUGUGCAGGCACUUUUAGUGUAUAUAGUUCCUUCCUGCCUCGUUCGACUCGAUUUGUCUGAACAUGCAGGCAGAGGCUUGAAGUGUUAACAGUUCUUCUUGGUCAAAUGCAACUGUGUUUCUAUCCUUUACAGCAACUUGUGCAUGUCUACCUGGGAAUGGGCUUAUGAAACACCACAUCGUCUUAGUAGGUUGUAGUGUGCUGUGUCAGGGCCAUGGCAUUGAAGGACAAGCUGGAAGCGGUGCUGAACGUGGGGCUGCGUGUCCCCAGCAUCAUGCUGCUGGAGAUACUCUACCGCUGGGAUGUCAGCUCCUUUUUCCAGAAGAUCCAGAGGAGCAGUCUCAACAACAACCCCCUCUUCCAGUACAAGUACCUGGCUCUCUACCUGCACUAUGUAGGUUACAUCCUCAGCCUGGUGCUCCUGACUCUGCCUCGUCAACACCUGGUGAAGCUCUACCUGUACGUGCUAACUGCCCUGCUGCUCUUCGCUGGACACCAGGUGUCCAGGGAUUAUGUCCGCAGUGAGCUGGACUCUGGGUACGAGGAACCGCUCUACCUGGAGCCACUGUCCAUGAACCGCUUCUCCACCGCCCUCAUAGCUCAGCUGGUGGUGUGCACCCUGUGCUCCUGUGUCAUGCAGACCAAGAGGAUCUGGCUGUUCUCUGCUCACCUGCUCCCCCUGGUGGCCCGUCUCUGUCUGGUCCCCCUGGAGACCAUCGUGUUCAUCAACCGCUUUGCCAUGAUCUUCACGGGCCUCGAGGUCAUCUACUUCCUGGCCUCCAACCUGCUGGUGCCCUACAACCUGGCCAAGACCGCCUACAGGGAGCUGGUGCAGGUGGUGGAGGUGUACGGGCUGCUGGCUCUGGGGAUGUCCCUGUGGAACCAGCUGGUUCUGCCCGUCCUCUUCAUGUGCUUCUGGUUGGUUCUGUUCGCCCUGCAGAUCUACAGCUACUUCAGUAGCCGGGACCAGCCCACCUCCAGAGAGCGCCUGCUCUUCUUGUUCCUCACCAGUAUUGCAGAGUGCUGCAGCACCCCCUAUUCCCUGCUGGGCCUGGUCUUCACUGUUUCCUUUGUGGCCUUGGGUGUCCUCACCCUCUGCAAGUUCUACCUGCAGGGCUACCGAGCCUUCAUGAAUGACAACACCAUGCACCGGGGGAUGACAGAGGGCAUCACGUUACUGAUCCUGGCUGUCCAGACAGGUCUGAUCGAACUGCAGGUCAUCCACCGAGCCUUCCUCCUGAGUAUCAUCCUCUUCAUCGUGGUGGCCUCCAUCCUACAGUCCAUGCUGGAGAUAGCUGACCCCAUUGUACUGGCUCUAGGGGCCUCCCGGGACAAGAGCCUGUGGAAGCACUUCCGGGCCGUGAGUCUCUGCUUGUUCCUGCUGAUCUUCCCAGCCUAUAUGGCCUACAUGAUCUGCCAGUUCUUCCUCAUGGACUUCUGGCUCCUCAUCAUCAUCUCCUCUAGCAUCCUCACCUCACUGCAGGUGCUGGGUACCCUGCUCAUCUACAUCCUGUUCAUGGUGGAGGAGGUACGUAAGGAGCCCGUACAGAACAUGGAUGACGUCAUCUACUACGUGAACGGAACCUACCGGCUGCUGGAGUUCCUGGUGGCGCUCGUGGUGGUGGCCUACGGCGUGUCAGAGACCGUGUUCGGGGAGUGGACAGUGAUGGGCUCCACCAUUAUCUUCAUUCACUCCUACUACAACGUCUGGCUGCGCGCCCAGCUGGGCUGGCAGAGCUUCCUGCUGCGCAGAGAAGCUGUCAACAAGAUCAAGAGCCUUCCCACCGCCUCUGACCUGCAGCUGAAGAAGUACAACGACAUCUGCGCCAUCUGCUAUCAGGACAUGAAGUCUGCUGUCAUCACCCCUUGCAGCCACUUCUUCCAUGCUGGCUGUCUCAAGAAGUGGCUUUAUGUACAGGAGACCUGCCCCCUCUGUCACAAACAGCUGAAGAGCCAAUCACAGCCUGCCAGUGCCACCGCAGUACCCGCCCAGGACAUUCUACCAGCCAAUCCCAACCCAGCAGAGGCUGUGCAAGGAGAGCCAGUGGCUGUUGAGGGGGACAAAACCGUUACUCGGAACGGUGUUCCUGUUGAAGGGAGCCAAGCCAGCCCCUCUGCUAACCCUAACCUAGAGCUUGAGGGCAAGGCAGAGGAGAAUGCCCUGGGCCCCCAGCAGGCUGACACAGUGGACAGUGUGUAUUUGGAGGGCCAGGUGGCCGGUCUGUCACAGGGCUCGGGGGAGUCAUGUCUCCGGCAUCGCCAGCCCCAGCAGUCUGCCUCUUCACCUGCAGCAGCAACAUCCACAGCAUGUGGAGCUGAACUCUAGUCAGAACGGUCUGCCAGCCCCUGCUGCCUCUUCACCUGCAGCAGCAACAUCCACAGCAUGUGGAGCUGAACUCUAGUCAGAACGGUCUGCCAGCCCCUGCUGCCUCUUCACCUGCAGCAGCAACAUCCACGGCAUGUAGAGCUGAACUCUAGUCAGAACGGUCUGCCAGCCCCUGCUGCCUCUUCACCUGCAGCAGCAACAUCCACGGCAUGUAGAGCUGAACUCUAGUCAGAACGGUCUGCCAGCCCCUGCUGCCUCUUCACCUGCAGCAGCAACAUCCACAGCAUGUAGAGCUGAACUCUAGUCAGAACGGUCUGCCAGCCCCUGCUGCCUCUUCACCUGCAGCAGCAACAUCCACGGCAUGUAGAGCUGAACUCUAGUCAGAACGGUCUGCCAGCCCCUGCUGCCUCUUCACCUGCAGCAGCAACAUCCACAGCAUGUAGAGCUGAACUCUAGUCAGAACGGUCUGCCAGCCCCUGCUGCCUCUUCACCUGCAGCAGCAACAUCCACAGCAUGUAGAGCUGAACUCUAGUCAGAACGGUCUGCCAGCCCCUGCUGCCUCUUCACCUGCAGCAGCAACAUCCACAGCAUGUAGAGCUGAACUCUAGUCAGAACGGUCUGCCAGCCCCUGCUGCCUCUGAACCUCACUCCUGCAUACUACCACCUCACACACAGCUAAAGACUAAGUAACCAAGAUGGAGGUUGCUGGUUAACUGUUGGACUGACUUGCCACUAUCCAACACCUCCCCAUUAAUGAACUCAUCUAUUUGUUGGCCUGUUUCUUAGAUUUUGUUUUUUAAACUCAUUAACAUUUCAUGGUUAUUAAUCCUAUAGGAUUGUAUGAAAUCUGAUGCAGACUUUAGUAAUGUUUGAUUCUGAGAUGCCAUGCUGAACAUUACAUUUCACUGUUGAGAAAUAUGCAUUGACUUCUCCCACUUGUUGACAAAAUACGUAAGUAGCCUUGUGUGAGCCAGAACCACCACAGACCAUAUCACCUCCACUCAUGGCAGCAGAUCUCUGUCUCUGUAGCAUGAGGCAGGUUGAUGUACGAGUACACACCCUGGACGGGACUCUAGUCCAGGGUUCGGCAACCCUGUGCCUGCGGCCCUCCAGGACCGUCAUGUUGUUGGUUUAACCCACCUGGAAGACCAGGUGUGUUGAAUUUAGUCAAUUACUGAAGUGAUUCGUUAGCUCAGUUGGUCAGGUGAGGUGCCUAGUUGGAACAACACACUACAGUACCUGCACACUUCAGAAACAGGGUUGCCUCCCCUCUCCACUAGUCUAUCUGGGGGCCUUACCUCCAAUCUCUCUUUAACACGGAGUCCCAAGUAGAUGCAAAUUGGGUCCCAUUUCUUCAGUCUCUGGUAGGACUGGGCGGGGAUUGAACUCUCAACCUAACGAUUUCGGGGUGGAAACUCUAAACACAAGGCCACUGAGUUUAACAACAAAAUGCAGCUUUGAAGUUGAGUUGCAUUCUACUGUACAUCCACUAAACAGCAGACAACUCAGCCACAGCAUUUAAUAGUUUCAUUAACGCUCAUUCAACAUCCAAUAUUUUCCAAUUGAGCUGUGAUUCAAGACCAGUGUUAAUUAUAUCAAGGGAUAUGACCCUCUGUAGGUUACUAACGUGAGCACCCCCCCCCAGUUGGGCCUGAUCUGUUCCCUAGUUGGGCCUGAUCUGUUCCCUAGUUGGGCCUGAUCUGUUCCCUAGUUGGGCCUGAUCUGUUCCCUAGUUGGGCCUGAUCUGUUACACAACCUGAAUGUUACCAAGUCCAGGGACAGGGCAGGCUGGUGUGUAGGUGGAAGACACCAAUGCUCCCUGUGUGUGUUUCGAUUUAAAUUCAUUCAUACUGAAGAGAACAGACCCAUAUGGCGCUUUAUAUACGUUUAGGCUUGAACGGAGUCACCGUCCGACAGCCAUGGGAACUUUAUUUACAUGAUAUGUAAUGGAGCCAUCUGCACCGUCAUUUAUAGCGACGCUCCAAAGUUGUCUUUGUCAGGUACCAAAUAGUUUUGGUAUGUAUGAGAAAAAGCCCUAUAUAAAUGUGUGUUUAUAAACAUGUAUAUUGUAUCUGAAGAGGAAUUUUGAUAUGCCUGCCAUUCAGUGUUAAAAGCUGAACCUCCCCCAGUAUGACGUGAUCAGAGGCUUGUGUGAACACUUUAUUAACCCUCACGGUUGAAGUGUGAAGAGAGCUGAUCACCGAUUGAGGGAGUUACCAGCGCUGAAUUGACCUAAAACAGUAUUAUUUGUCACAAUUUUGAGAAUGAAUACAUAGUAUUAUGUAUGAUCAAACUUGUCAAAUGUUCCAUCAAUUAAUUGGUGGCUUUUGGACAUUUUCUUGAGUCUGUAUUGGGAGAAACGGCUAAGAGUGUACAGUAUUUUACAUGCAUCAUUACAUCGACAUUUUGAAGAGGACUUUUAGCAUUUGAAAUGCAUUCCUAUUUGGAAUGGAAUGUUUCUUUUGAGAAGCCCUACAAAUUAAUUUUUAUUUAAUUUUUUUAGAAUACAAAGAACGACAUGCUCUGUGAAUGCUGAUUUCCAGUCAAAUUGUUUUGGUAAGAAAUUUUCCUGGUGUUGCCUUUUUUAUUUUACAAAACUGCUGAAUGUCAAAUUCUACAAUCUAAUUUUAACCUACA
Messenger RNA from Oncorhynchus gorbuscha (pink salmon), 6189 nucleotides. RefSeq names its product RING finger protein 145-like. The transcript is spliced from 11 exons. Bases 1441 to 3552 code for a protein of 703 amino acids. Gene Ontology annotation, cellular component: endoplasmic reticulum; endomembrane system. Lineage: Eukaryota; Metazoa; Chordata; Actinopteri; Salmoniformes; Salmonidae. The record is from RefSeq and is a predicted model, not a curated record. Gene Ontology annotation, molecular function: zinc ion binding; ubiquitin protein ligase activity.